AUGUGCUCCAUAGUACUACUUCAUCAAUGGAGUUUGGCUGUGUUCUUGCUGUGUUCUCCAGCGAUGCCUUACGGGAGGCCAGUUGACGCACUAAGUAGCAGAAUGCGGCGGUCAGUGAGCCAUGCCCAGCUGAUGCACGACAAAGGUCGCAGCAUGCAGGAGUUGAAGCGUCGUCUGUGGCUGCAGGAGCUAUUAGAGGAGGUGCACACGGCCGAUGAACGGGCACCGCCCACUCAUAGUAGGACGCCCAAUUUCAGUGGGAACGACCUCCACCAAAAGACCCCGGAGGCCACCAAGAACCUGCCCCAUAGGUUCGGGGCGGACCGCGAAGGCCCUGUCCUGCCCCAGGAGACCAACAAGGUGAUGGCUUAUAAGGACCAGGACCAACCACUCAAAGUGGCCACCAAAAGGAAAAAAAAGGCUAAGCUGGGCCGGCGCAGGGAGGGCGACAAGAAGCGAAGGAGGACCCGCUCGGCCCAAACGCAAGAGUGA
This is a messenger RNA of Nerophis lumbriciformis (worm pipefish), 492 nucleotides long. The record is from RefSeq and is a predicted model, not a curated record. NCBI's taxonomy places the organism in Eukaryota, Metazoa, Chordata, Actinopteri, Syngnathiformes, Syngnathidae.